CUGCCGGGCUCAAGGGAAAGGAAGUUGGCGGCCAUCUUGGUGAUGGAGAGUGACAAAUCAUUUGGGCAGUUGGAGGACAGUUGAAAAAGGAGAAAAGCCCUCAGGAAAAUAAUAAACAAUAGUGUAGAGAGGCAGCCAGACUGAGGCCCUACAGACUCCAGACCAAUAGACACCGACCCUACCCGGAAACAUGGGGGAGGCAGACAAUUCCCGUGUCCCACUCCUAGGAGCCAUGCAGGAUCAGUUUGUUCCACAACCACUGGCAAUUGGUGGGAAGGUGAUCCUUACAGCCAUUCAUAUCGCCAAUAUUGCCAUUGGUGCUGUUUAUAUAAACGACUGCCCCGGGCAGUAUCUCAUCCCUUAUUAUCUCAUUAUUACGGGCGCAGUCUCCCUACUGCUUCUCUUUCUCACGUGCCUCCCCUGCGGAGAUGGAAGGGAGCCCCCUAGGACUAGUUGGGCUGUCCUGUGUUCUCAGGGAGUCUUAAUGCUGUUCCUCUUCUGUUUUUUCAUUGCUGGCAAUGUGUGGGUAUAUUCUCUGUAUCCAGAUUCCACCAAACAAUGUAACCGCAUCCUGUACCUGUACGCCUUCUGGAUCAUCACACUGGUGUACAUCUUUAUCGGUGUCGCGGUUAUCCUUUAUAUGUGCGUCCUGGGAUGUCUCGCAGUAGCCGCGGCUUAUUUUGCUGCCAGAGCCCAGGUAGAUGCGUAACAAGAUCAGACUCCACUCACUCACCAAACUGUAAUGAAUAUAGGAAAUACUCAGCAGCCAUAAAGCAGGACUGUGAAUGUUGCAGCAGGACAAAUAAUAAAAAUGAAUUGAGUCUA
Molecule: messenger RNA, 825 nt
Organism: Xenopus laevis (African clawed frog)
Lineage: Eukaryota; Metazoa; Chordata; Amphibia; Anura; Pipidae
Product: transmembrane protein 272
Exons: 5
Coding region: 191-709 (172 amino acids)
Source: RefSeq, a predicted model, not a curated record